Scleropages formosus (Asian bonytongue) is the source of this 1506-nucleotide messenger RNA. Its product is annotated as R-spondin-2-like. The transcript is spliced from 6 exons. The record is from RefSeq and is a predicted model, not a curated record. Lineage: Eukaryota; Metazoa; Chordata; Actinopteri; Osteoglossiformes; Osteoglossidae. The coding region runs from base 369 to 1130 and encodes 253 amino acids.
UCGUGAAGAGUGUCACGAGUGGAUUCGUCUCCAGAGGAGUGUCCGUCCGUGUGUGUUCUUAUUAUUAAUUUGUUCGUGUCGUCGGGUGUCUCUGUCUGCGUGCGUUUGGUAUAAAUGAGGACGGUGCGGGACACAUAGGCGUGUUUCCGACUGAGGGGACGUGCGGGAGGCGCGCUCACUGACUCUCUGACUCCGUGGAUGAGAGAUGCUGAGCGCGUGCACACGAGGAGGAGGAGGAGGAGGAGCGCGCACCUUCGCUGACACCCGGUCACCCCUCGUCACGCAGCGCGCUCAGAGGUCCAGGAAAAUACAGAGCGAGUGACCAUCAGUUGGUGUCGCGGUGUGAAGAGCGGAGCACAGCUGUCCAGAUGCGGUUUCGCCUGUUCUCCUUGGCCCUUGUCGUGCUGAACUGUAUGGAGUACGGCCACUGUCAGUCCCACCGCUGGAAGAGAAACAGGAGAGUUAGCAAUGGAUCCUCCGCCAUGUGCCGAGGCUGUUCCAUUUGCUCCAAGGACAACGGGUGCCUCAGCUGCCAGCCCAAGAUGUUCCUGUUCCUGCGGAGGGAAGGCAUGAGGCAGUACGGAGAGUGCCUCCACUCCUGUCCGGCAGGCUUCUACGGCGCGCGAGGCCCUGAGCUCAGCAUCUGCUCCAGGUGUCGGCUGGAGAACUGCGAGUCCUGCUUCAGCAAGGACUUCUGCACGAAGUGCACCACAGGGUUUUACUUGCUCAAGGGCCGCUGCUUUGAGGAGUGUCCAGAGGGCUUCUCGCUCCUCGAGGAGAGCACGGAGUGCGUGGAGGGCUGCGAGGUGGGCCCCUGGAGUGACUGGGGAGCGUGUACCCGGAAAAAUCGGACGUGCGGUUUCAAGUGGGGCCUGGAGACCAGGACACGGCAGAUUGUGAAGAAGCCCCCACGGGACACCAUGCCGUGCCCCACCAUCGCCGAGUCACGCAGGUGCAAAAUGUCCAAGCGCCACUGCAGAAAAGAAGGUUCAGGGAAGCAGCAAUCCAAAAAGGCCAAAGAUUCAACCCCAAAGAGAAAACCAAAGAGGAAGUCGAACAAGCAAAGACUGCAGGUGCAGGCGAGGGACCACCACAGUGCCCACCUGUCCACGGCCCAGACAAGCGCCUGAGGAGCCCCGGUUGCCUUCGCGCAGGCAGGAGCUCCAAGCCGCUAGUUGCCGCUUGGUUGGUCUCCGGCUGCUCGCCUCCCGCAUUGAGGUCUCGCUUCAUCGCAUCGUCUGUUCGUGUCGCCGUCGCCUUUGCAGUGUCUUUCUCGCCCACCGAAGGAAUCGUAGCUGGACUCGGAUGCUACCGGGGGGGUCCGAAGUGGGGUCUGGGGAGAAGCGCUACAGCUGAGAGGAAACCCUUGAUGCCAUGAGACAGUGAGAGCAGGUGGAGCAAACUGCAAAUCAUCUCAUGGCAGAGAACACAGUGAGGAAAGUCUUCAGUCAAAGAGCGAAAAUGAUGCCAAAAAAAGCCCGAAGUGCAUAAUUUUUUUUUGUUUUU